AUGUCGACGGAAUCCUUUUUCGUAAGUAAUUUCCUAGCACUUCAAGGAUAAGCUAAGCAACCUCUGUGUUUUUCUUGGCUAAUGUACUCUAAAAUAGCCAUUCAAACAAGAUCAUCCAAAAUUUCCCGCAGCAUUGCGCACCCUCCAGAAAAGCUUCAAGGCAAGAGAUGAAAGAGAUAAGGAUAUUCUUAUUGAGCAAGUUGAUAAUGUCAGCUACAUUGGCAUGUUCGAAAACGGGUGCCGCAAAGCUUUCUCUGGGAUUUUUCGCCGCUCAUCCAAGGACUUCUGCCUAAUCGAAAAUAUGAAUCCUGAUCUCCUUACAGAGUUCUUUUUCGACAUUAAACACAGCAUUAAUCCUUCACAGAAUGCAGACAUUACACCUGCAGUGAAAGGCGUACCAGAUAUGCGCAAGUUCUUCUUUAUCAGCUGCAACUAUCUUGACCCGGAGCAUAUUAUUGUUCGCACAUAUUCCAAGUUAAGAGGUUUUGACUGGAAUGAUCAAGCGCAGAUCAAUGAUCUCAACCUCUUCCGUCAGGCAGCCAUUACGGAGGCUUGCGGAGUCACUGCUUUUGACGAAGAUGGUGCCAUUCUCAAGCCAAGGUGGAUGAAAUCUAUGGUCACAGAAGGAACUGACAAGCCAAAUUCAAGGAAGCGGAAGGCGAAAUCUAUUAAAGGACCUCCGGAUGACAAAAUAAAGAAAGGUCCAAGCCUCCGGACUCAGCUGAGAAGUCGAGCUCUGACUCCGAAGCCUGUCCAGUCGGCUGCACAAACCUUGCGACCACAGCCGGCUGCACACGUCUUCCUGUUCCGACCUACUGCACCACAAUUUCAGCCUAAUCUACCAGCAUACGGGACUACUGGUAUGCAACUUCAAGCUUUAGGAGCACUGAUAGCAUUUCCUACACGAAAUCAAGAACAAGGAAUGCAAGGUUUAUGGCGUGACUUGCAUACUGGUCGGCCUGUGCAUGGCUCAGGAUAUAUAUCCCCUCAACUUAGUCAGGGUGACAGCCAUGUGGCAUUUUCUCAGCAUAAUCUGCAACCUAGAAUGAACCAGUACCAGGGCCAAGGAUUUGGAAUGAAUCAACAAGCUCCACAAGGAUAUAAUCCAUUUCCAAACCAAAGAUCUGGAAUGCCAUAUCAAGGAGCUCAAGAGAGUUACGGAUCUUUGCUUCGGUAUCCAACACAAAACUAUUUCCCGUCCCAGAUUCAAGAAUAUGGGAUGAUUCAGCAACAAAAUGUUCAGCAAGGAUAUAAUCCUUCACAAAGUUAUGGAUAUGUACCUCAAUAUAUUUCAGCGCAAGGCCAAGUCCCGCUUCAACCCCAAGUGUACGGAAUGCAUCAACAACCAGCUCAACGAGGAUCCACUCAAUCUAUGAGCCAACGUUAUGGAAUGCAUCAACAGAUUCAACACAGUCACAAUCAGAUGCACAACCAAAGCUUUGCAGUCCACCAGCAACACCAUCAGCAAAGCUACAACCGAAGCACAUUCUCUGAUUAUACACAGCAAGCAUCUAACCAAUAUAAUAUGGGCGCUAUUGCCGGCACUGGUUACGGACAAGUUCCUGAUCAAAUGACUACAUUCAUGAAUGCAAAUUCACAUCAGCAGACUUCUAGAACUGAGCCCGGAAUGGUUGCUCCACUAGCUUCCAUGCCUCCACAAUAUUUGGCGGAUGUUUUUGCCAGUAGUGAUAUGACGCUAGAAGAAUUUUUCAACAUGGAAAAAUGA
This is a messenger RNA of Sclerotinia trifoliorum, 1726 nucleotides long. The record is from the annotation of a GenBank genome assembly. NCBI's taxonomy places the organism in Eukaryota, Fungi, Ascomycota, Leotiomycetes, Helotiales, Sclerotiniaceae.